UCUGCUAAAUGACUUAAAUGUAAAUGUAUAAUGUAGAAUUAUUAUAUCAAUGCAUUUCUCCUGUUAUUGAGCUAUGGGUCGAAUCUAAAAAGUUAGUUGUCCUUGUUAAACCUAUUGAAUUGAGUAUUCUUAGGCAUUAUCAAGCUUAUCUCUUUUCCUCAAACUUUCUCAUCUCCAUCCUUUUCUUACAUACCUGCCAAAGGAAGACAGCACAGGAAAAGAAGGAACAGUUGUGGAGAAGACAUCUUAGAAGUUGUAGAAGUUUAUUCUUGGGCACUUUAGAAAUAUUACAAACUCUUCUCUCGUUUUGGUAAAUGUCCCUGCCUGAUACCUCCAGCCUCUCUCUUCUACCAACUCCACUAGCAGUUAAUAGGUAGCAUGUUCCAUUCAAACCCAAAUUAAAUAUAUUUGUAUCUCUUUCCUUCCUUCCAAGUCAGCAUCCAAUCCAAUCCAUCCCAUUCUCAAUCUUUCUCUCCCAGUCAACCACACUGUUUUGUCUCACUGUAUUAUUUCUCUCUCUUAAAGUGCAAUGUGUCCAGAUGUCAUUUGUAUUGUCCUCAGAUGGUCAGUUGUAAAUUCCCUCAAUCUACCUCCCAUCUAUCUCUGGUGCUCUUUCUUCCUAACCAACCAGACUCUGGGAGCAACGUUUUCCACCCCAAACUCUUCCAAAUGUAAUUUGGACGGUAACCAUGUAGUGCUUAAACUGACAUGGAUUUACACAGAGGGCCUUACUUUUAAGAUAACAACUAAAUGUGACAUGUAGGGUGGCGGUGAUUUAUAUUGUACCGACUCAAAAAUAGCAAGGCAAGUUACACAUCAUGUCCAAAAUGAAGGUUACACCCACAUAUGUGAAUUCAGACGACACAGUAAAAACAGUGGAGAGGAUGCACUGUAUGUGUAACCUACAGUAUACCAUGAUGCAUUUUAUACAUGAGUAUUUCUUGAUGAAAAGCUUAUGCAUUCAACUUGUGCAUUCAGCUUAUGCAUGAGAUAAUAAAGAGAGAACGGGAGGGAGACAGACAAACAGAUAGACGGACAGAGAAUGACGAAGAAAGAGAAAGAGUAGGUAAGAGACAGAAAUAAAUACUUGCAGUAAGAGUAGCGCAAGAGGAAGCCCGGAAGACGAAGUAAAGAGAGGCAGAGAAAGUAACUGCAUUAUCCAUAACCCCCUAUAGAGUGCCCUGAGAUGGGCAAGGAGGGUAAGUCAAGUGACAGGAGUCUUGUGAUAGGGGUGGGAUCAGGCCGGAUAAACAGUUUACCAGGCAUUAAGCACACCACACACAGCCAGCCUUCCUGAACCCAUUAGAUAGGCUAGGGUCAAGUUCAUACAUCACAGAAUGGAAGAAAACAGAGUGAAACAGGGAAGAACUACAUGAACUUGUCCAAUAAGAACUGCUUGUUUUUCAUUUUCUGUUAAAAAAAAUGUUUUGCUAUGGGGAAGGGAGGAUUGGCUGGUUGGCCUAUUCUAGUGCUGGUAUGUAAAGUAUUUCACUGUAUUUCAAUGGGAUUUUUGUGUGGGCUGGAGUUGGGCUGACAGAUGGUGUUCUUUUGUUAAUCCUGUGUUUGUGUGUGCAUGUGUGUGUGUCUGUCUGUCUCUCUCUUUCUCUCUCUUACGUCAUCAAAUGAACUUCCAAGCUUAUUUUCUGACUCCCAAUCAAAUCUGCAGUGGACUGUUUUGACAUUUUUGACUGCAGUAACAUAUGCCAGUCGCUAGACGGGAACAUUGCACUGCCCUGUCUGCAGGUCACACACGCCAUCUGUCAUUAGUGGGUCUGUUUCUGUGUUUACCAUUUCACCAGAGAUGAAUGUCUCAAAUGUGAGACUGAGUAAUGCUCAACAUUUGUAGGACGAACCUCUCGAGUGUGAUAAACCACCGGCAUCUUAAUUUAUCAAGACAAACAGACACUUUGACAAACUAUGUUGUGUGACUCCGUCAUAUCUCUUUCUCUUGGACCCGUUGCACAGAUAUAUGACCCAUUGCAGAAAAGCCCGGAUUAUUUUUCACAGACAAAGACUAGAGGCCAACCACACACACACACACACACACACAAUCAUUGAAUAGUCAAACGUAUUGCGUCUGUAAAAAAAAAGUGAUGAAAGUUUGGGAAUUAAUAAUGUGGCCAAUUUAAUCUGAUGAGCGCACGAUAAGAAAAUAGCAUUGCAAAUGUAUAUAACUGUUCACGUUUAUAUUAUGUAGAAUGGGCGGGUACAAGUUAGACGAGGGUGUUGGGGGUUGUCACACUUGGAAACAAUGGAUCAGGGGGAAAAUAUGAAUAAAAUAAUCUCUCCGAGGACCACUUGAAAUCAAUAUUUGUUACUAUGAAUUCUGCAUAGAAAGAGUUUACGUUAGAAGCAACAUUUCAACGGGUUUGGGCAACAUUUUAUAAGGAGAUUAGCUGUUAAGCCUAGGCCUACUUUAUUAAAGUGACAGAAGUCAGAAUCAUUUGCGAGUUGAAAUCCGGUGGGUGAAUUCUAUUCGAUCUGUACUUUCAUACAAGACAGCAAUCAGACUGAAACUCCCCAUAUUUACCUCCGUGGAUCAAUGCGGUGGGUAUUGGAGUGGCUGAUCACUGAAGUGGAAGAACAAGGAUGAAGACUUUCUCCUGUGUGUUUUCCUGCCUGGUUGACAGACUCCCCAUAGAGUUGCUGCUUCUCUCCAUCACAUCCCUUUAGUGUCCAGCUGGUCUUGCCAUCACACCUCGCAGCUUCUCAAACAGUUGGGAACACAAUCUGACAAGAACUCUCACCCUCUCUCUCCCACUCAUCUAGUGGCGCACACACUUUCACUGUUCUGUCUUGUAGUGGCUGAACACCACUACUAGCCCAUAUCCAGGGUACUCCUACACCUGCACACGCACACACACAUUAUGGCAAGCGUGUUGCCGUACGGCCGCUUCACUCACGCCGUGGUGCGGGGCAUCCCAGAGACCUUUGGGAAGGUUGAAGACGAGAAAAACAACAAGGUUGAAAACGGGGAAACCACGAUGGACCUGGCCAAAGCACAGCGACAGUUUGGGGUGCUGACAGGGGCACUGAGACAGAAGGUGGGGCUGCAGCUCAUAGAGAUCCCUGCAGACCCGGAGCUACCAGAGAGCUGGAGGAUAGAGGAUGUAGCUGUGAUACAGGGAGACACGGCACUCAUCACCAGGCCUUUCAAACAGCAGAGACGCAGUGAGACUGAAGCGGUGAGGAGGGUGAUGUCGGAGCUCAACCUGACAGUGGUGGAGAUGGGGGCAGAGGAGGGGGGCUCCGCAGGGGCCACGCUGGAGGGAAGUGACGUGCUCUUCACCGGCAGGGAGUUCUUUGUGGGAAUCUCCUCCCACACCAACUACAGAGGAGCUGAGGUUCUGGCCGACACUUUCAGAGACUUUGCUGUGUCCACGGUGCCAGUGUGUGGGGGAGCUCGUCUAAAGAACAUCUGCUCUAUGGGAGGUCCUGAUACUAUCAUAAUCAGCAACAGUGAUGGGGCCAAGAAGACCCUCCGGAUGAUGGAGCAGCUGACUGAUCACCACUACGAAGUGCUCACGGUCCCUGAGGGCGCAGCAGCUAACUGUGUCUACGUCAGGGGCCCCUCCAAAGUGGACUACCUGCUUCACCCGCCCACUGAAGAGUGUCCCGAAAGUGUUCCUGCCUUCCAGAAGCUGACGGACUACACCCUCCUCCCCACAGCGUGCAGCGAGGCCUCCAAGCUCAGAGGGUCUCUGACGUCAUUCUGCCUACUUAUCAACAGGAAGCCAUACUACUAAAUUCCCUGCCAUUCUCCCAUAGAAGACACAUAGACCUUCAUUGACUAUAUUUAAAUACAAAUGUGAACAUUACAAAGACAUCGCCAACUGUUGGGCAGGAGAAGAGAAAUUCUUAAUGGGAUCCUUGGGACAUCCCACAUCUGAAGUUGAAAACGGGUCAGAUAGGGGUAUGGUUAAGGUCAGUGCUUAGGGUAGGGACAUCCCAAGGAGCCCGGCACUACACCGGGCUAGAGGGUUCAAUGUGCAUAUUCUGCACAACUGCUCCCCCUACUGUGGAAAGAGAGCAGCGUGGCUAGAUGAACAUUAAUAUGCUGUAGAUUUGAAUGUAGGUGUUCUGUAUGCGGGCAUUUUAUGUCCCUAUAUAACAACUUGUAUUUAAAUAAUCAUCCAUUCUCCAACCCACACUAUUCGCGCUCCAAGUAGGCUGUUUUGUUGCGGCCAUAGAAGGGACAUGCCACCUCAACAUUUUACAAUUUGAGUGGUAAACUUGCAAUGGUUGCCGGUCCUGAAUUGAAUGGGCACGCCCAUUGUAUGGAUUCCAUAUCUAUGGUUUUAUCGACCUUCCGCAAAUUUCUAAAUACAAUCACAGAUAAAAAGUAGUUUGGAGAGCAAAUGCCUCGUGCUAAAAAGACGAAUCUCUCAUUUUCUCAACUCAAUAUUUUGCAGCGAGGUUUUACUAAUUCAAAAAUCUGUCCGCACGAAAAUAACUUGCCAGUUUUUGUAUGGGUGGCAAUGUGUCUCGAAUCUAUUUUUUUAAAAUUGUAUUUGCUACGUGAGGCUUAUUUCAGAGUAGAAUUUUGGUAAUGCGGAAGUUGUUAUGAGUGUACUGUGUGAUGCACGUGACUUCCCGGUAAUUUUGAGAAUAAAAAAAAACACCUUAAGUAUAGCGUCUCUUCCCGUUAAAUAUAGGCGGUUGACGUCAACACCACUAAUCGAAUAUUCAAAAAUGGUACUCAAUUAACGAGCUUUAUCCACCAAUCCAAAGAGUAGGCGGAAGUUUAUACAGCACACCAUGCGUGAAAAAAUAAUCCCUAGUACCUCUAGCCAACGUCAUUGUAUAAUAUUAGGCGGCAACAAAGACAACUAAAACCAUCUGUUUUAUGUAUUUUCAUUGACUUGGGUUGUGUUGCAUAACCACGAUGUUGUAUCUCAGUGUCAGAGUAGCCAAUCAGUAAAACGUGGGGCAUAAUUAAAAAAAAAACAUCGUCUCCAGUCAUGUAGGCUAAAGGAGAUUUGAAGGAAACGAGUAAACAACUCUGCUCAACUGUAGGCCUAUGCCACCACGCAAAUGUGAUAGAUGCAUGUAAGGCUUUAUUGUAAAAGGGAUUAUAAAUGCACGUUUGUUGAAUUGGAACACAGGUGAAACCUAAAAUGCAGAUUUGGAAGGUCUGCUUUUGAAUAAUGUAUCCUGCCACCAGGCCUGGCUGCGUGCUUUAUAUAGGUAUGAAUAAUCUCUUGUUAUAUUCUUUGUCCUACCCCCAAGGACAUAACUUAUUUGUGGAAUUGUACACACUUAAAUUAAUGUCCUGAUGGUUGAGAUAACGGUCAAAUGAAUAAGCCCAAGGAAGGAACGAUUUCAGAAGUCCCCUUCAACAAUUUCCAUCAUUACAGUUGACUUGUUCCUGUGGAUUAACCAAGGCCCAAAUUGGAAAGGCCUAUGGAGUGAAACACUGACAGUUGUUCAUAAUGUCAAAAACAUAACUGAGGGUUGUACACGAUUGCUCAACACCUCCAGACCAUGAUAUAGCAACUCGGAACAAACUGGCAUUGUUUGAGUCACAGUACCCGGGUUUUGUACUUUGUUGCAAAGUCCUCAUUGGUGAUAAAACAUUGCCACUGGCCUACUCCCCAUUAGACUACAAAUCAGUAGUAUGCAAUUAAGACACUGCAUUAAUUUCUAUAGUUCAACUACCUACAUAAUCAAAACAAGAACUCAAUUUGUACUCAAAUUCAGCAUUUUAGUGUAGCCUUUGUAUGUGAUGUUUAGAACUUUGUAUUUAGUAGAGCAAAUACAUUUUAAACCUUUGACUAAUUUCUCAACCCAGUCAUGUAUUGAUGCCUUUAUAAGUAUGCAUUUUACUAAACACCAUACCACAAUAAACAAAUGAAGUUCAAAUUUAUUUCCUCGUUUUUUCU
Molecule: messenger RNA, 5882 nt
Organism: Oncorhynchus nerka (sockeye salmon)
Lineage: Eukaryota; Metazoa; Chordata; Actinopteri; Salmoniformes; Salmonidae
Product: putative hydrolase DDAH2
Exons: 6
Coding region: 2868-3746 (292 amino acids)
Biological process (GO): positive regulation of nitric oxide biosynthetic process; arginine metabolic process
Molecular function (GO): dimethylargininase activity; amino acid binding
Source: RefSeq, a predicted model, not a curated record